Monodelphis domestica (gray short-tailed opossum) is the source of this 8251-nucleotide messenger RNA. RefSeq names its product coiled-coil and HOOK domain protein 88C (gene CCDC88C). Gene Ontology annotation, molecular function: microtubule binding; dynein light intermediate chain binding. Gene Ontology annotation, biological process: cytoskeleton-dependent intracellular transport; cytoplasmic microtubule organization. The record is from RefSeq and is a predicted model, not a curated record. Lineage: Eukaryota; Metazoa; Chordata; Mammalia; Didelphimorphia; Didelphidae. Gene Ontology annotation, cellular component: centrosome; cytoplasm.
CACCCCCCUUCCUUGGGCGCGGGGGACGCGGAACAUGGGCUCGCGCCCCGCCUUUGUCUCCCGGGCGCGAGCCGCAGCCCCGCGCAGCGCAGCGUAGCCGCCGCUCGGCUUUUGUACCCGGGCGCCCGGGGGGACGCGCUGCCGGGGAGCUGCCGGCCGGCCGCGGCGGCAGCAUGGACGUGACUAUUUCGGAGCUCUUGGAGCUCUUUCUGCAGAGCCCGCUGGUGACCUGGGUGAAAACGUUCGGGCCAUUUGGAAGCGAAAAUGAAGACAAGCUGACUAUGUACAUGGACUUAGUGGAUGGCAUCUUUUUAAAUAAAAUCAUGUUGCAAAUAGACCCCAGGCCGACAAAUCAGCGCAUCAACAAGCACGUCAACAAUGAUGUCAACCUUCGGAUACAAAAUCUGACCAUCCUGGUUAGGAGCAUUAAAACCUACUAUCAGGAAGUCCUCCAGCAGCUCAUUGUGAUGAAUUUACCCAAUGUUUUGAUGAUUGGCAAAGAUCCUCUCUCUGGUAAAAGUAUGGAUGAAAUUAAGAAGGUGCUGUUACUGGUGCUGGGCUGUGCUGUUCAGUGUGAAAGGAAAGAAGAAUUUAUUGAAAAAAUUAAACAACUGGACAUUGAAACCCAAGCUGGGAUUGUGGCACACAUCCAAGAGGUGACCCAGAACCAAGAAAACGUGUUUGACCUGCAGUGGUUGGAACUGCCAGACAUGGCCCCAGAGGAGCUAGAGUCGCUCUCAAGGAACAUGGUGUUUCACCUCAAACGGCUCAUUGACGAGAGAGAUGAAUGCACCGAAUUAAUAGUGGACCUUACCCAGGAGAGAGAUUAUCUGCAGUCACAGCAGCCAUCCAGCCCUCUGAAGCUGUCCAGCACGGACUCCACGCCCAGCCCAACCAAUAGCAUCUCCAGCGAGGACAAGCAGCAUCUGGCUGUGGAACUGGCAGACACCAAGGCCAAGCUCCGGAGGAUCCGGCAGGAAUUGGAGGAGAAAUCAGAGCAGCUCGGGGAUGCUCGACACGAAAUUGAUGAGCUAGUGCUGGAGCUGCAGAAAAUCAAGCAGGAGAACAUCCACCUUGGGGCUGAUGCCCGGUCUGCACGAGCCUACCGGGAUGAGCUGGAUUCUUUGAGAGAGCGGGCCAACCGAGUGGAGAGGCUUGAAAUGGAAUUGGUCAGGUGUAAGGAAAAACUGCAUGACGUGGAUUUCUAUAAAGCUCGUAUGGAGGAGUUGAGGGAGGAUAAUAUCAUCCUAAUUGAAACGAAGGCAAUGUUGGAAGAACAACUGACAGCCGCUCGAGCCCGAGGUGAUAAAGUUCAUGAACUGGAAAAGGAAAACUUGCAACUAAAAUCUAAACUUCAUGAUAUGGAAUUGGACAGGGACACAGAUAAGAAGCGAAUCGAAGAGCUUUUGGAAGAAAACAUGGUUCUGGAGAUUGCCCAGAAGCAGAGCAUGAAUGAAUCUGCCCACCUGGGCUGGGAGUUAGAACAGCUGUCCAAGAAUGCUGACCUUUCAGAUGCAUCCAGGAAGUCAUUUGUGUUUGAAUUGAACGAGUGUGCCUCUAGUCGAAUUUUGAAGCUGGAGAAGGAGAACCAGAGCCUUCAGAACACCAUCCAGGAGCUCCGAGAUGCCUCCAUGAUUGCAGAAGAAAGCAAAUUUAAAUUUGUUGAGCUUGAAACAGAGAACCACCAACUCAGCAGAAAGAUUGAAAAGUUACAAACUCAGCUUGAAAGAGAAAAACAAAGCAACCAAGACCUGGAGACCCUAAGCGAGGAGCUGAUCAAAGAGAAAGAGCAGCUUCAGGGUGACAUGGAGACCCAGAAGGCUGAUAAAGAAAGACAGAUAAAGGACCUUGAACAAGAAAAAGAUCAUCUCAAUCAGCUAGUUUGGUCCUUAAGAGAAAGAUCUCAAGUCAGUAAUGAGGUUCGAGUAAAAGACAUUGAAAGAGAAAACAAAUCUCUGCACGAAACCAUUACAGAGAUGAGCAGCAAACUCAACAAGACCGAGUUUGAAAAGAAGCAACUACACAAGGAUUUUGAACAUGCCAAAGAGAAGGUAGAACGAGUGGAGAUGAUGGAGAAGGAACUCCACCAGCUCAAAAGGGAGAAUGAGAAGUUGGCCCAAAAAAUGACGUCCAUGAAAAUGGUUACAGAGAAAGUUGAAGCCCUGGAAAAUGAGAAUGGGGGACUGGAACUAGAGAACAGGAAGCUAAGGAAGUCACUAGAUACUUUGCAGAACGUCUCCGUCCAACUGGAGGGCCUGGAGAAAAACAACAAACAGCUCGAUGAGGAGAACUUGGAGCUUCGGAAGAUGCUUGAGACAAUGAGAUUCACGAGUUCCAAGAUGGCCCAGAUAGAGAUGGAGAACAAGGAACUAGAAAAGGAGAAGGAAGAGCUCCAGAAAACUAUUGAUCUGUUGAAAGCCCUGAGCAAAAAGUCUGAGAGACUCGAGCUCAGUUACCAGGGUCUGAAUGCCGAGAAUUUGAGGCUUCAGCAGAUUCUGGAAUCCAGUAAUAGGAAGACUCAGGAGCUUGAAAAGGAACUUGAGGAGGUAGAAAUGCAAAAUCAUACCUUGCAGCGGAAUCUGGAUGAGCUGAAGAUUACAAACAAACAGCUAGAACAAUUUGAAAAGGAUAAGAAGAUGCUGGAGCAGGAAGUGUCCCAGUUAGAGAAAGAUAAAAAAAUGCUGGAUAAGGAGACAAAGCGAUUGUGGCAACAGGUGGAAAUCAAGGAUGUCAUUUUGGAUGAUAAUGUCACCAAGUUAGCCGCUGCUGAAAAAGAAAACAAAACACUAGAAAAAGAAAUUGCUCGCUUUAAGGAUUCUUCCAGUAAGCUGAAAGAACUAGAAAAGAUUAAUAAGGACCUUACCAAGCAAGUCACCAUUCAUGUAAGAACCCUCACAACACUAAGAGAGGACUUGGUCCGUGAGAAACUGAAGAGCCAGCAGUUGUCCAGUGAGCGAGACAAGCUGAGCCAAGAAUUGGAAAAAGUUGGAUUGAACAAAGAACUCCUGCUGGAGGAUGAUAACAGCAAUAAUGACAAAAAAUAUAAACUACUGGAGAACAGAAAUGAAUCAGCACUCAGAACGACACUAGCCAUGAAAGAAGAUAAGAUUGUGUUUUUACAAGCCCAGAUGGAGGGGACAGUUAAUUUAAAUCAUCAGCUACAAAAUGAACUAAAAAUGGUAAAAAAGGAAUAUGAAGUCCUCAGACAGAGCCAGGAAGACGGGACACAAUUGCAGAACUCUUGUAGACACCCAGCGGGGAAAGUAGCCAUCAACCACCAGGUCAAAGAGAACUGGGACCCUGGUCACCGAGAAACCACCAUGGAGCUGUUGAAAGUCAAGGACAGAGCCAUCGAUUUGGAAAGGAAUAAUGCCGCCCUUCACGCAGAGAAGCAGCUGCUCAAGGAACAGAUCAAGCACCUGGAAACCCAGAACGUGGCCUUGGGUAACCAGGUCUUGACGCUUCAGAAGCAGAGCGUCUUCCUCCAGGAGCACAACACGGGCCUGCAGACGCAGACCGCCCAGCUGCAGGUAGAGAACUCAACUCUGAGCUCUCAGAAUUCUUCUCUCACUGCCCAGUACACUUUGCUCCAAAACCAGCAAGCAGCAAAGGAGAAUGAGAAUGAAAACCUGCUAAAACAAAAAGAGCAGAUUAUGACAGCCUACGAGUCGCUUCUUCAAGACCACGAGCACCUGAGCUCCCUGCACGAGCGGCAGUCCACUGAAUAUGAAGUGCUCAUCCAUCAGCACAGCUGCCUCAAGACCCUGCACAAGAACCUGGAGGUGGAACACAAGGAGCUGGGGGACAGGUACAGUGGCGUAAUGAAACAGAAGUCAGAGUUAGAAGAGCUGGAGAGUAUUUUGAACACAGAGAGAGAAGCUUUACACCAGGAGAAAAGAACAAAUUUGAUUGCUUCUGGAGAAAACCAGAGGCUGAGAGAAGAACUGGACAGAGUUAAUUUCCUGCAUGGCCAGCUGAAGGGGGAGUAUGAAGAACUUCACUCCCACACAAAGGAACUGAAGACCGCCCUCAACAACUCCCAGCUGGAGCUGAACCGCUGGCAAGCUCGGUUUGAUGAAUUAAAGGAGCAGCAUCAAAGCAUGGACAUCUCCAUGACCAAACUGGAUAACCACUGUGAACUGCUUGCCCGGCUCAAGGGGAACUUGGAAGAAGAGAACCAUCAUCUCCUGAACCAGAUCCAGAUCCUGAGUCAACAAAACCAGAUGCUUCUGGAGCAGAAUAUAGAGAACAAGGAGCAGUUCCACGAGGAGCAGAAACAAUACAUAGACAAACUGAAUUCUUUAAGAAGACAUAAAGAAAAACUAGAAGAAAAAAUUAUGGAUCAGUACAAAUUCUAUGAUCCUGCUCCAAAGAAAAAAAAUCACUGGAUUGGAGCCAAAGCCUUAGUCAAACUCAUCAAACCAAAGAAAGAGGGUUCGAGAGAACGUACCAAAUCAACCACCGAAAGCCCUCCCUGGCAGCUGGAGUCCACAGACCCUGCUUCUCCAUCUGCUUCCCAGCAUCUCAGAUUGCAGCAGGAGACUCCGGAUAACGUGGCCACUAUAAGUUCCAACAGCCAGGAGGAGAGAGAUGUGCACAAUGGACCUGGGGGGAAAGUCAUUGGUGAUCUUAAGCAGAAACGAGGUUCCCCCCAUGGAGGCAGCAGUGACCACUUCGAGGGUUCCACGGACUCCGUGGUCAAGCACUGGCACACAGAACUGGGCUCCAGGGCUCACUCCACCUCAGCCAUCCAUCUAACCCCUUCUAGCUCAACCCCCAUCCCCAGGCACACAGGCCUGCCCAAAGGUUACAACUCUGAUGAUAAUCUUUGUGAGCCAACCCCAGAGCUGGAGUUUACCAACCAUAGGCAACAUGCGACCCGGCCCCAUAGUCUAGAGAGCAGCAGAACGACGUCAAGCAACAGCUCUCCCCUGAAUCUAAAAGGUUCCUCCGAUCGGAUUCACGGCAGAUCUGAGAGCUUUGGGAGUGAAGACCUGGUCCCCAGCAGGGAGGCGGCCACUCUGCCUCGAGACGUUGCCUUGAGCCGCUCAGCCCUGGCCGUGAACAGGCAAGAGCAUCCUCCGGCCAGGAAUGGGUCCAUCCCGCACGAGUCUCUGCAGAAGAAUACUCCAGGCCAGCCUCAUGCCAUCAGGCAAAGCUCGGCCUCUCCAGGCAGUGAAAUGGUGACUUUGGAAGAGUUUUUGGAAGAGAGCAACCGGGGAUCCCCCUCCAACUGGCCACACGCCUUAAACGACACUGAAAAGAUUUCAUUGCAGCAGUUUCUGUUAGAAGCUGAGUCACUGUACCCUUCUUGUCCUUCCCCUUCUCAUUUCUUCCAACACCUGGAGCCUCGGGGCCUGGAGGACCCAGUCCUUGGGCCUGCAAUUCCUGAAGAGAUGCUGAGUGCAGGGGCCAGCCGGAGAGCAAGUUCCCUGUAUCUCCCACGGGAUACUUCCACCGGCCGGGACGACCUGCUCAAUGACUACUUUCGCAAGGCCAACGAUCCUCCUGCCAUUGGAAACCCACUGGGGCCGCCCCUCAGGAAAGAGGGCACAAAAAUGCCCACCAACUUUGUGGCACCCACCAUCAAAAUGGCGGUCAACACAGCCGAGGGGAAGCUGCUCAAGCCAGGCCAGUACGUGAAGCCACACUUCCGGCAGACAGAGCCCGAGCCUCCCGCCAUUCCCCCUGGCUCCCUGAGGUUGGCCCAGCCUCCCCAGAGCCUGCCCCUGAGCAAGCCUAAGCAGGCCACCCUACCCCCUCCCUCGAGCGCCCCGGCGGGCAGGGGGGCCUCCCUGAGCAGGGCCUUCAGCCUGGCUUCGGCAGACCUUCUUCGAGCCAGUGGGCCAGACGCGUACAAACAGGAGCCUUCCCAGAAGCUCGGGGCAGACGCCCACGGGGGCAGAGAAGCGGGCAGCCAGGCCCUUCGGCUCCCUCCCUCCUCCUCCGCAGGCCCGCAUGGGCUGUCUAGAGAGAGGCCCCAGUCCGCAAAGAUCGUCGGUUCUUCUCAGGGUCCCGGCUCCCGCCACCGCCCGUUUGACUCGAGGCGCUUCUCCCUGGCUCCCCCAAAGGAAGAGAGGCCGCCUCUGCUUCCGCCGUCUUCCACAUCCCCCGCCAUCUCCUCAAGCGGCUGCGGGACGGGCCUCUCCCAGCAGCAGGAGCACCCGAGCCCCGGGCCGGGGCCGCCCUUCUCCUCCAUCCCUGUCUCUGCGGCCAGGACCAAGCCCAAGAGCCCGCCGCACGCCGGGGAGGUGGCGACCGUCGCCCCCGUCCGUCUGGCGCCCCAGUUUCCCGAGGGAGACGGGCCCUCCUGGCAAGGCCCGAGCGACGGAUUCCUGUCCAAGGGCCAGACUAAAGCUCCCGACGCUGCUCACUCUCCUGGGCUUGAGGAGCUCGCCAGAGGAGGAAACUCCAAGAGCACCCCCGGGUCCCCGGAGCCGAGUGGGGACCAGCAGACUGUGUGGUACGAGUACGGCUGCGUGUGACCUGCCUCCUGGGACGGGAGGGCCGCUCGGCGAGGCUCCGCGAUGGACUAUGUUGGCUUAACUUGUCGUUUUGGGGUUUUGUCUUUUGCCUGUGAUGCAGGGAAGAAAGGGGUGGGGGGCUUCGGGAGAAAGGAGGGGUUCUGAGAUCUUUUUUAUUUUAAUUGAAACACUGUGCCAAGUCUUAAAGAAGAGCAUUCCACCCCCCAAAUUUGUAACACGGUCUGUUUAUCUGCUGCUUCCAGUAAUUUAUUUCUCCUGAAUGAAGUACACUUCAGCGUGAUCAAUAUUUAAAAUUAAAUGGUUGAAAUUUCCUUCCCUCUGUUCCAGACACUCAUAAAUCCCUGCUAUGACACUUUUUUUGCUUGUUUUUGUUCUUUGGGAACCAGUCUUGAGAGCCGACAGACGUAAAAUGGAAAGCUGGUUUGAUCGGGGUUCGUGUCUCAUCGGUGUGCAUUCUCUUUCCAUAGACAUGGAUUGUGACCUCUCAGAGCAUCAUAAUGAGUUACUGCUGUACCCCCAAAGCCCCCAAAUUGUCUCUUGGCCAGCUGUUUUCUGGUGAUAAACUUUUCCGAAUUUAGCUAGGUCAGAGGGGAGAGAUUAGCCGUCAUGGGCUUCCUGCUCAGAGCCUCCUGGCUCAGUAGGAUCUGCCCAUACUUAGAAUAGAGAAAAGGUGUCUGGACUUUAGGUGAAAUUGGGAGCAGGGCCCUGUCCAAGUCAAUUCAAGAGAUCACGUGGGGUGGGGGCGGGGUGCAGUGAGGUGGCUCACUGUCCUAGGGAAAGGGAGGUCCUGGGCUCACAUUUGGCCCCAGAUACUUAGCUGCGUGUUUCUGGGAAGUCAUUUAACCUCCAUCAUCUAGCCCUUACCGCUCUUCUGCCUUGGAACUGGGUGGUGGGUGGGUGGGAAAGACAGACAGACAGACAGACAGACAGACAGACAGACAGACAGACAGACACACCCCCAGGAACCAUUGGGGUACUAAGCCACCUAGCAUGGGGAAUGUCCCCGAGCUGAGUUUAUUUCUACAAUUGAAACCUUCAGCCGCUACAUUGUCUAACUGGAGUCCCACGCGGAUCCUUUGUCUCUUUCAAGGAUGCUGGUGAUGGAUGGGGUUACGUCAAGGUGCUUCCCUGCCGGUGCAGACCAAAUGGCCCAGGGCAGAGCUGGGUUACUGUCCUCUAACUUUUCUACACACACUGGAGCUCCUAUGUGCUGGGACCUACGUGGAAGAUGGCUGGGAAAGCCGGAGGAAGGCUGUUUCCCAGGCCCAGCAUUUGUAAAUAGCCCUGUAAAUGAAAAGAAACUUGGGGGCUUCCCCCACCCCCACCCCCUUAUAGGGAAUGGCCAUUUCUUUCUCUGAAUAAUUUUUCAGGGUAGAAACAAAUUUUCUUUUAAUACAUUAUAUAUAUAUAUAUAAAAUCCAUACAUCUAUACACACAUACUUUUGGGGGCGAGUCUGUGUUCCAAUGGGGGUUCCUCUUUUCUAUAAGGAAUCUCCUUGGCUGCUUUCAUGUCUCUGAUCAGACUCAUGUCAUUCAUUCUGUCUUGAGUUGUUUAUAAAAGGUGCUUUUCCUGUGAUCUAUGAAAACCUGUUGAUUUCUUUUUUUUCCUCCCUCUUGGUGAUUUGCUGACUUGAUCUAGUGAAAGAGAUGGAAAGGAAUUGUAAAGUGUUAACAAGAUCACUUUGGAACGGAGUUGCUCCUGGUGACUUGUAGUGACCACAUUCUGGAACACAAGGACAGGAUCUUAAUAAAAGUGAAGAAAGACA